AUGCCCCGCCCGCUCAUGCUGGUGGCCCUGCAGGUUAUCGAUAGCUUUGCACCAGCUAACGACCGCAUGACCGGUGUGCGGGCUGAACUCUUUGUCUUGCAAUGCCACUCAGGCAUAGCUUUAUAUUUGGAGCUAAGGGUGGGGAAAAGAUACAUUCUGGAUACUCCCUUGUUGCCCACUCGACACGAGGAUUGCAAGGCAAGGGCCGACGGCAACUUUCUCGUGGCUUGA
Molecule: messenger RNA, 231 nt
Organism: Penicillium bovifimosum
Lineage: Eukaryota; Fungi; Ascomycota; Eurotiomycetes; Eurotiales; Aspergillaceae
Exons: 2
Coding region: 1-231 (76 amino acids)
Source: RefSeq, a predicted model, not a curated record